GGUCCCGUUACCUGAAAUUGUUUGGACUAUUCUCUGAUUUCUUCCACGAAUUUUGUGGAAGAAAUUUCACUAUUUAUUUGGGAUAAUAACAUCUAAAUUUCUCGUGUACAUUUGAAUUAGUUAAAAUGGUGGUAUCCGCGGACGUUCAUCUGCCGGAAGAGUCGGAAUUGACGGUGAAGGAGCUGAAUUUAUCGUCAGCAGUUUUGUAUGCUGGUUCUUUUCAUUUAGGAAAAUAUUGCGAGCAAGCUAAUAAUGAGUUCAUGCUGUGCCGUCUCGAGGAGAAGGACCCUCGGAAGUGCAUCAACGAAGGCAAAGCGGUCACCGCAUGCACCCUGGAUUUCUUCCGGAAGGUGAAGAAGUCCUGCCUGGACGAGUUCAACCAGUACUCCAACUGUAUUGACAAGAGCUCUGGAGAUUACAGCUUGAAGCAAUGCCGCAAGACUCAAGGCGUGUUCGACAAGUGUGUGCUUGAGAAGAUGAACAUUGAACGUCCCGCAUUCGGAUACUUCUGUGAGGCUCGUGUUCACGACACUAAGAGGCCAAAGCCCCUGGAAGAGCCAAAGGCGGUCUAUCCAGACGCGACUCCGGCCCUACCAGACGACGCGGAAAGAAAGCCCGCGCGAAUGGGAUCCCGAUUCUACUGGAUGACAGAAUAAACAGCGGCCGUGCGAACGAGACGCUUUAUACUGGUUAUGUGCGUGAGAAAGAGGACGAACGAGUUCUGUAUUUAAAAUUCGCGGUUAUUUUCUACCUUUUUUGGUUGUAAAUUUAUAAAAAAAAAACUGAAGGAAAUCUGAACAAAUCGGUCUCUUGGUUUUUGAUGGGGCUACGUUCCGUUCUACGAUUUUUCACGCGCAUACCAUUCCGAAGUAAAGCAUUUGAUGAGUUUUGAAAAUCAUCUUUUAACAAAUUUCAACGUAAUUAUUUAAUUUAUAAGCUAACAGUGGUAUAGAUCAAUAAAUCAUGUUAUACAAAAACUUGUCUAAUGUUUUGCUUUCUAAAUCAAAUAGCUAUUAUUGAUUUGUAGAGUAAUAAAUGUUGGAAUUUAA
Helicoverpa zea (corn earworm) is the source of this 1049-nucleotide messenger RNA. It is a transcript of the gene ND-19, whose product is annotated as NADH dehydrogenase [ubiquinone] 1 alpha subcomplex subunit 8. The coding region runs from base 126 to 656 and encodes 176 amino acids. NCBI's taxonomy places the organism in Eukaryota, Metazoa, Arthropoda, Insecta, Lepidoptera, Noctuidae. The record is from RefSeq and is a predicted model, not a curated record. The transcript is spliced from 4 exons. Gene Ontology annotation, biological process: mitochondrial electron transport, NADH to ubiquinone.